AUGGAUUGGCUUGCUGCCAACCAUGUGCUGCUGGACUGUAGGGAGAAGACUUUGAUCUUCGGUGCAACAAUGACGGAGGUUCCAAGGCUUAUGAGCCAGGGAGCGUGGGAGAACACGGUAAACGCCAAGGCUUUCAUGGUUAUGUUCUUAAUGGAAACUGAAAGUGUAGUGGAGCUGGAGUAUAUUCCAGUGGUCAAAGAUUUCUUGGAAGUGUUUCUUAAAGAUAUUUCUGAGCUACCGCCUAAGAGGGAGAUAGAGUUUGCUAUUGACCUCAUUCUGGGAGUAAGCCCAAUUUCUGUGGCGCCUUACAGGAUGUCACCAGUGGAGUUGGCAGAGGUCAAGAAGCAAGUAGAAGACCUAUUGCAAAAAUAG
Messenger RNA from Abrus precatorius (Indian licorice), 372 nucleotides. RefSeq lists its product as uncharacterized. Bases 1 to 372 code for a protein of 123 amino acids. NCBI's taxonomy places the organism in Eukaryota, Viridiplantae, Streptophyta, Magnoliopsida, Fabales, Fabaceae. The record is from RefSeq and is a predicted model, not a curated record. The transcript has a single exon.